This is a messenger RNA of Vigna unguiculata (cowpea), 1763 nucleotides long. RefSeq names its product putative E3 ubiquitin-protein ligase XBAT31. The record is from RefSeq and is a predicted model, not a curated record. Gene Ontology annotation, molecular function: protein binding. Lineage: Eukaryota; Viridiplantae; Streptophyta; Magnoliopsida; Fabales; Fabaceae.
CGUAUGGUCAAGCUGCCCGAAAUCUGAUCGGGCAGGUCCAAACUCCAAGAAGACUCCAACACUUAGAUUAUUAUCUAUCACCCUCAGAGUCGAACCAGACACACUUCCACGUCACCACCGUGGGAGGCGGCGCGUGGGGCGGUUUCCGGCCACCUCUCUCCGCGCGAAGUGGUGAUCGAGGAAAUGGGUCAGAGGCUGAGUUGCGUACAGCAGCAUGAGGACCAUGGUUUGUUCCCUGCACUUGCUAGCGGAGAAUUGGAGGUUGUUGAGACCAUGGUGGAAGAAGACCCCACUGUGCUGGAACUCACCACUGGCCAUGACAGGCUCUCGCCGCUGCAUGUAGCUGCUGCCAAUGGUCGGAUCCAGGUUCUUUCCAUGUUGUUGGACAGGUCUUCCAAUGUUGACAUAUUGAAUCGCCUGAAGCAGACCCCGUUGAUGUUGGCUGUGAUGCAUGGAAAGACUGGUUGUGUUGAGAAGCUUAUCCAUGCCGGAGCAAAUAUAUUGAUGUUUGAUUCUAUACGUCGGAGAACUUGCUUGCACUAUGCUGCUUAUUAUGGUCAUAUUGAUUGCCUUAAGGCUAUUCUUUCUGCUGCUCAUUCCACACCUGUUGCAGAUUCUUGGGGAUUCGCAAGAUUCGUCAACAUAAGAGACGGAAAUGGUGCUACCCCUCUGCAUCUUGCAGCUCGCCACAGACGGUCUGAAUGUCUUCAUGCCCUUCUUGACAAUGGUGCUCUUGUUUGUGCUUCAACCGGUGGAUAUGGUUACCCUGGAAGCACACCACUGCAUAUGGCUGCCCGUGGUGGUUCUUUGGACUGUGUUCGGAUGUUGCUUGCUUAUGGAGCAGAUAGACUUCAAUUAGAUUCUUCUGGGAAAAUACCAUUUUCUGUAGCCCUGAAGCACAAGCAUAAGGCAUGUGCUGCCCUGCUGGAUCCUUCAUCAGCUGCACCACUUGUUUGGCCAUCACCAUUAAAGUUCAUCAGUGAGCUCAGUCAAGAAGCAAAGGCCUUACUGGAGAAAGCCUUGCUUGAAGCUAACAGGGAGAGGGAAAAGGCCAUACUUAAGGAGGUUCACAUGCCCCCAUCCCCACUGCAUUCUGAGAGUGAAGACAGUAAUAUGGCCUCUGAGGCCGAUGAUAUGGAGUUAUGUUGCAUAUGCUUUGAUCAAGUGUGCACAAUCGAGGUCAGACCCUGUGGCCAUCAAAUGUGUGCUCAUUGCACCCUAGCACUAUGCUGUCACAAGAAGCCUGAUCCUGCUACUAACUCCCUUUCUGGACCAGCUUGUCCAUUUUGCCGUGGUGCCAUUAUUCAAUUACUUGUUGCUAAGAUUAACAAGAGCUGUGAUACGGAAGUGGAAUCCAGCCCUAUGAAGCCAAGGAGAUCCAGAAAAUCAAAUUUCAGUGAAGGAAGCAGCAGCUUCAAGAGCUUGUCGGCCUCAUUUGGAAGGAUUGCUGGCCGCAAUUCAGGGAAAAUUACAGAUGAAAAACAAUGGGAGGUUUCUUGAGGCGUGAUGAUUGUCGGUCGUUAUUUUGAUUGCAAGCAGGCAGGAAAUUGAUGUGAGUGCUGUGGAAUGGCAGCCUAUAUUGGGUUCUUGUAUUCAUUUUGUUUCAAUUGUCCAAAGAUCACUGAGAUCAUUAGUGACAAUAGUUUGUAAUCUGUUUGAGUUUUGAUUUCUGAGAUCUGAUUCUUGGAGAUGGAGGACAGAACGGUUGUGUAUUGUUUCCCCCAAAUAUGAAAUAUAGUAUGCAAGAGUUAAAGGUGAGUUUC